This is a messenger RNA of Caenorhabditis auriculariae, 938 nucleotides long. Lineage: Eukaryota; Metazoa; Nematoda; Chromadorea; Rhabditida; Rhabditidae. The record is from the annotation of a GenBank genome assembly.
AUGGAGAGCGAAGACGAAAAAGAUGAUUUUGACGUUUUUGUCAACGAGGUCGAAACGACGCUCGAAUUAUUUGAAAAUGGGUACGAUGUGAGUUUAUUUUUCGCUGCGUUUGAAGCAAAUUCUCGAAAUUCGACAAACUCCUCAAAAUGUUGUUAUGGUGAACAAGUUUUAAAAAAAAACGUGGACGGAAUUAAAGGAAUCUGAUUCAUUUUCUAGAUUUCCCGUCUUGUCGAGAACAUCGAAAAGCAGGCGUCUCUAAUCGGGGACCAACUUUUGCCGUCCACAAGUUUCAACCCAAAACUUAUUGCCGACGCCAUGAAGGUUUUUUUUUAAAACCAGUCCUCAAUUUUUAGCUCCUAGCUUAUGCCGCGAAAUUUUAUGAAAGUUAUUGUUCAUCCUGAAUUGAUCAACUAUUACCCUAAGUUCGACUUUUCACACAAAAACUGUACAAAACAAGCUGAGGCAUAGAUUAAUUAACUACUAACUCUUCUCAACUUAGAAAACUUCAUAACAUAGCUCCAAAAAGAGUUUUUCAUGCGAGUGUCUUUUCUUAUUGAGACAUUGAUACAUUGGUAAUAAGCCAAAAAACACCUUUCCUUUUAUAUGAAAAUAAAAAUGAAUCUUAGGAACUCCUCACCGAGAAAGAACGGCCGGUCAGCAGUUUCGAGCCGCUUUGCACGUCGACGCCGCAUCAGAAUCUCCGACGUCGAUCCCAGAAGAUUGUCCUCAACGAGGAUGACGUCACCAGCGAACAUCAUGACGUCAUGCGACGUCUUCAGGGUCUCCAAAAUCCGACGGUCGUCGUCGUGCCUUCAAGCUCUGCAGUUGGUCGAACGGAAUUCAUUUACUUGUCCAUUUUUGUUCUAACCGUCGGUCUCCUCUUAUUCUAUCUUUAUUAUGACGUCAUCCGCGAGCCAAAAUGCUUGCCUGUUUAUUGA